CAGUGUGAAUCAAUUGAUCGGCAUUUUUUUUUACUGACAUUUGCGGUUGAUUUGUACUACUACUUUCUAAUGACUUCUGAGCUAACUUGCACGCAAUUCGACUAGUUAAGUAGUUAAGAGAAUUGAAGUUAACGACUCGACAAACCCUCCGAUGACCAUUAGGUUUGAAAAGUUUGGCUACCUUGGAAUUAGGUUUGGAAAGUUUGGCUACCUUAGAAUUCGAACCUGCCCGCAUAUUCCGAAUCUUGGGGGCACAGACACUAGAGGGUUUGUCCGUUGUAAACUUCCGGUGAGUAAGAUUGUGAUAGUGUGAUGGAUGUAGUGGUCGUGAUUAUGUAACAGAGACUGAAUUAUGCAUUGAGCAAGCGAAUCCCGGCUGAUCUGGUAUGCGUUUGUAGAUUUAUUAUGCCGAGUGAAUAAACAACAUUUUUCACCCAUAACUUUGUUAUAAAGCAUGGAGCUUGAUGGUACUUCUAGCAUUAGCUGUAUAUUAUGACGAUAUGGUAACCCAAUGCAUCUGUGCAAGUUUCCUUUAUCCUAGUGAAAUCAAGAUUGUGAUGUGGGUGGACGCGAGCCAAAUCUUUGCUACCUCCCCCUUCUUAACUCGUAUCUUGUUUGUUCUGGAAACGCGCCUAUUCCAUCUUUUCUCGAAUCUCCUUUAACAGAAAAAAUAGAAGCUCAAGAAAGAAUACCAUCCAAUGUUCUAGCGUGUAUGAUGGGCUCUAGUCUCUAGCUGUUUUAGUACUUCUCGUUCCUUGCAGCAAUGGUUGUGUUAUAAACUUAUAAGGAGUUAGGCUUUCUGCAAAGAACAUAGUGCUACAUCACACAGGAAAAACUGAAGUUCUUCUGUAUGGACAAUAAACUGAGAUGUGUCGCAGAUCAAUUUUGAGUUCUCUACUCUCAAUUGUAGACUUUUGUUGUGGAGGUUUUUUUGUAUGAUCCCAUGCAGAAGCAAAAUAUUUUGUAUCACAAGGCGGCUUUCAGUUUCCGAAAGAUUGCAGAUGGACAAUAUAAUUCAGGAAUGCGCUGCAUAGUUCCCCAUUCUCUUGUGGAAAGGUGUCUGACAAAAUCAAGACAUAUGAAAGCAGAAGUUCAGUGUACCGUCAAAAUUGCAGGGUUGAAAUGCACGAAAUUGGGUAAUUCAUUCCAAACUGCAGAAACCAAAGGUGUUUCUAAUGAAAAUCCUGAAGAGUUUUCUGAAGAAGAUGAUGAGCUCUGUCCGGCCGAAUGUGUCAGGGAAUUUGGAACUGAUGACGAAUUCCUCAGAAUUUUGGAGAAGGCCAAGAAAACAAAUUCUUUAGUUGUGGUUGAUUUUUAUCGUACUUCAUGUGGUAGCUGCAAGUAUAUAGAGGCAAUAUUUUCAAAAUUGUGCAAGGGAUCUGGAAAUCAAGAUUCUAAAGUUAUUUUCUUGAAGCAUAAUGUUAUUGAUGAAUAUGAUGAACAAUCUGAGGUUGCUGAACGACUUAGAAUCAAGGCAGUGCCGCUCUUUCACUUUUAUAAAGAUGGGGUGCUUCUGGAAGCCUUUCCAACCAGAGAUAAAGACAGGAUUGUUGCAGCAAUUUGUAAAUACACAGCUCCACCUUCUCCAGAUAUUUAACCUGGUCUGGUUAUGAUUCCAAACUUUGCUUUUGUGCGUCCAUGCAUAGGCGAUUCCAAACUUUUUCUGUUCAUUAUUAUGCCUGCAUGAUAAUAUUCGCUUGUAUCAUAAUACCAACAGCUUCCUGUUUGUGAGAGAAAUUUCUCGUCAUGAACAAUUAAAAACUUUCUCAUCAUGUAAUGUUCAUUUGUGAUUCUGUCAAUCAUAAAGAUCAAAUGCUUGCUUGUGCUGUGCAUCGAGCUAUUGGUUCAUGUCAAAGUCACUCUAAUUGAAUGUAUCAGAUUGAAGAUAAUUAUGGUAUUAUUCAAUAACCAAGUCUGUUGUCAGCCA
Molecule: messenger RNA, 1927 nt
Organism: Rhododendron vialii
Lineage: Eukaryota; Viridiplantae; Streptophyta; Magnoliopsida; Ericales; Ericaceae
Product: thioredoxin-like 4, chloroplastic
Exons: 4
Coding region: 944-1597 (217 amino acids)
Cellular component (GO): chloroplast
Source: RefSeq, a predicted model, not a curated record